AUGGGAAUGCUUUUAUCUCGUGUUCUCGGAGCCCAGCCAACGCCAGAUGUGAGUACUAAUCAGGCAACACAAUUCUUACCAUUUAAUCCAGACGAACCAGACUGUGACAUAGAUGGUCCCAUGAAGAGGCCAUAUUCGAGGAUCCUACGUGAUGAAACAAAUUUAUGCUUCUCUAGGGCCACCAUCACAGACUGGUACAGUUAUUGCCGGGAAGUAGUCGUAACUUAUUAUUUAGAAAACCAAGAGGUAAAAGGAAAAAUAGGUGGCCUUGGAAAAAUAGUACAAAUAGGUGAAAGUAAAUUCGGCCGGCGCAAAUAUAACAAAAGAAGAAGAGUUGAAGGGCACUGGGUUCUAGGUAUGAUAGAAGAUGGGAGCGAGGACAAGCGCUUGGAGGUGUGCCCGGACAACGUGCGGUCUGCAGAGGUCCUGGUGCCCCUGAUAAAAAAAUCACAUUCGUUUAUGAAAUUAAUUGAGGCAAUCAAUUAUAUAUACAAACCUUAA
This is a messenger RNA of Pieris macdunnoughi, 501 nucleotides long. NCBI's taxonomy places the organism in Eukaryota, Metazoa, Arthropoda, Insecta, Lepidoptera, Pieridae. The record is from the annotation of a GenBank genome assembly.